This is a messenger RNA of Papilio polytes (common Mormon), 1837 nucleotides long. RefSeq names its product motile sperm domain-containing protein 1-like. Gene Ontology annotation, cellular component: cytoplasm. Lineage: Eukaryota; Metazoa; Arthropoda; Insecta; Lepidoptera; Papilionidae. The transcript is spliced from 4 exons. Bases 111 to 752 code for a protein of 213 amino acids. The record is from RefSeq and is a predicted model, not a curated record.
AAGCAGCUGUCAUUGAUCAAAUGUCAAAUAUUGUGUUGCGAGAUGCGAAACAAUUGAAAUUGUUGUGGAAUUUUUACUUUGUUCGGUCAGUUCGCCAGUUAAAUUAAAACAUGAAGAAUUUUCCAGUAUUUGUGUUCCCUGUUUCAUUGGAAUUUUAUUUAAAUGCAAGGCAUACACACAAACAAUUACUGACAGUGUACAAUCCGUACGAUUUCUCAGUUAAUUUUAAAGUGCUAUGUACUUCUCCGAAUAAAUUCACCGUGAUAGAUCCAGAAGGUGUUAUUGCGCCGCAGAGUUGCAUAGAUAUAGUUGUUCGAUACACGCAACCUUCCCUAGCUCAUUGUAAUACAACUGAAAAAUUCAGGAUAACAAUGUAUGAUAGAAAUACUCAGCAGGCUCUGGGUAAAAGAGACAUUCCAACAAAGUUAAUAGAAGGUGAACCUCUUAACACUACUCAAGAAAGUUUUGGAGACAAUUUCCAUCCAAUUACCACCAAAACGCAAGUGAUCAGGCCUACUGAGGAACAUGGGAAAAUUGCUUGUAAUCAUCCUUCACAUCACAGAGAGCAACAGCCAAUAAACGUUGUUGCAGUCGCAGUGAGUAUUUGUUGCAUAGCUGCAUUAUUACUGCCCACCCAUCCUGAGAACAUAACACCAUCACAAUUACCAGACUGGCUCCACAUUGGUUCUAAUCUCAAAUUAGUAUUCUCCUUUGUUUUGGGCCUGGUAAGUAUGCUAGUAUUACGACCGUAAGAUUUUUUUAAACUCCUUCCCAAAAUAUGGGUCUGCAAUAAAAGGUUUUUAAGUAAUUUUAAGGUAUAAUGAACAGCAUUUUGACAUUUUGCCAUAAACCAGACAUCAGGAAUUAUAAUUAAUAUUGAUUAUUAAGUUAUUUGUGCAAUGUACAUUAUGUACACUUAUUGAUCUCCGAACCAUAUACUAAAAAAAUAACAUUACAUAGUAUUCAAAGACAUUAGAUAUAAACAUUUGUGAAGUCUAUAUACAUAUUUCCCCUAUGUCUGUAUUAUAAAAACAUUGCCUGUUCAUAAAAAGCAAUAAUUUAUAUGUUUACCAUAAUUUAACUAACAUUAGCUUUUAUAUACUUUAAAUAUUUUAUAACAAUUGGAUUUUUAAUCUUUACAACAUCUCACUUUUACUAUUCUGUACUAACACAUCAAUUUUGAUUUAAUUUUAUUAUUUUUAGUAAAAAGUAAAGUUAAAAUCUCUGCUUUUAUUAUACAUGACAAUAAUGGCCACACGGUUGUGUUGGUUUUCUCAGUUUUGCAUUUUUUUUAAUUAUUUUUUUUACGUAUCUGGUCAUUAAGUGAUUGUGUUGUCCUAAAUAUUUAAUUUUUACUUUAUUGUAAGGUUUUUUUUUAAGAAAGCUUGGUACUUUGGAAAUUGGUAAAGGGUGCUAAAUUUAUCUUAGUUUUAUUGGAAAAGGUGUGAUAUUUUCUAGUAUUUGUAUAAAAUUACAUGUUUUGUGCCUGUGUUAUUUUAAUUUAUUUUGAGCCAAGGAACUUAACAGUUAAUAACUUUCCAAUGAUAAAAGUAGUUUUAUACAAUGUUUAUUGACAGCUUUAUAAGAUUAUUUUAUAGUUUUAUGAUGUUAAAAUUAAAAAAAAAUAAAAAUCUUCUUAAAUAAUUUCUUUGAGCAGACUAAUACACUAAAUUACUAAUUAGAAUUUAUAACUUAUUGGCCCAUGUAUUUGUCUAUUAAGAAUUUAUGAUUUAUUGCCAUAUAAAAAACUUUUCUUUCUGUAUUAAAUAUGCUUUCUAGAUUGUACAUAUUAGGUUAAAAAUGUUAUGAAUGUACAUUUUUUAAAACCUGUGUAAUG